Messenger RNA from Coregonus clupeaformis (lake whitefish), 1185 nucleotides. Its product is annotated as C-C chemokine receptor type 4-like. Gene Ontology annotation, molecular function: chemokine receptor activity. Gene Ontology annotation, cellular component: membrane. Gene Ontology annotation, biological process: G protein-coupled receptor signaling pathway; immune response; chemotaxis. The record is from RefSeq and is a predicted model, not a curated record. Lineage: Eukaryota; Metazoa; Chordata; Actinopteri; Salmoniformes; Salmonidae. The coding region runs from base 1 to 1041 and encodes 346 amino acids. The transcript has a single exon.
AUGAACACAACCGAGGCCACCAGCAAAGACUAUUACUAUGACUAUUAUGGCGACAUGAAGAGCCCCUGUAGCACUGGCACCAGUCUAACCCGAGGGACCAACUACCAGCCCAUUCUCUUCUACCUGGUGUUCACCCUGGGUCUGACAGGCAACAGUAUGGUGCUCUGGGUCCUCCUCAAGUACAUGAAACUGAAGACCAUGACAGACAUCUGUCUGCUGAACCUAGCCCUAUCUGACCUGCUCCUCGCCCUCUCUCUGCCUCUCUGGGCCUACAACGCCCAGGGUCAUGAGUUUGAAGGGGACAGUCCGUGUAAGAUCAUGGCUGGUGUCUACCAGGUGGGCUUCUACAGCAGCAUCCUGUUUGUGACCCUGAUGAGUGUGGAUCGCUACCUGGCCAUUGUUCACGCCGUGGCCGCCAUGAGGGCCAGGACGCUGCGUUAUGGAGCGCUGGCGUGCGUCAUCGUCUGGGUAGCGUCCAUUGCCGCUGCUCUCCCUGAGGUCAUCUUCGCAGCGAUGGUGAAGGAGAAUGACGAGGAGAGUGGUUCAAGUUGCCAGCGGAUUUACCCAGAAGACACAGAGAAGACAUGGAAGUUGUUCCGGAACUUUGGUGAAAACGGAGUGGGACUCAUCCUAUGUCUGCCCAUAAUGGUAUUUUGUUACAUCAGUAUUCUCACUGUACUACAGAGGUUAAGGAACUCCAAAAAAGACAGGGCCAUGAAACUGAUAUUCGCCAUCGUGGUUGUGUUUAUAGUCUCCUGGGUCCCUUACAAUGUUGUGGUUUUCCUCCGGACCCUUCAGAUGUUUGACAUUGGGAAUAGCUGUGAGGUUUCAACACAGGUUGAUACAGCUAUGGAGGUGACAGAGACCAUAGCGCUGGCUCACUGCUGUGUCAACCCAGUCAUCUACGCUUUUGUAGGAGAGAAAUUCAGAAAGUGUUUGGGCACUGUGCUCUCUAGAUAUCCAUUGUGUAAAAAGCUCAGCAAACAUGCAAUGGGGAGCAGCAGAGCUUCAGAAAACGAGACUUCUAACACACCUGUGUGAUUCUACUGCUGAAAGACGAUACUUCCACUGCUGAAAACCUGUUUGAUGCAUUUUCACUGACAAAAACACUUCAGUUGGAAAGCAGCAGGUCGAGCAGAAGACCAAUUUCUGUGUCGUUUGGAAUAAUGAAGUAUUCGUCUUCGU